GCAAGGGCUUCUUAGCUUGUAGAACAAGAUCUACUAUCGCCUUACCACUCUCCCACUCCUUAGUUGCUCCCCCUUUAUUGAUCUAUUUAGAACCCCACGAUGAUAUUUGUGAUUAUUUUGGUUGUUUCUAUGGUAGCGAUCCUGGGGAUUGCCCGAUGGGUUACUUGGGUCCUCGUGAACAUAGAAAACAAAUAUGAUAACGCUGGCAGGAUUCUAGAUUUGAAGGACCUAGCUUCUAAAAACGAAGUGGCUUCCGCUCUUUUUAGAUUAGUCAGCGAAGAUGGAGCAGGGCUUUGGCCUCCUAGAGCUGCUCAUAACCGUCUGCCCUCUUGUUUUCAACCAUACCAGGAUAUUUACUUGGAACUUAUACCCAACCUUUCAACAGCUAUCCCCGCCCUUGACGAUGAUAUCAAUAAACAGCGAAUAGAGGAAUUUCGACACAAAAUGAGCAGGCUACUAUGUGAGCGGGUCAAUAUCCUAGAAGUCAAGCAUGUUUUAGAACGAUUCAAACUCGAGGGUAGUCGAUCUUUAACGCAAGAGAUAUAUAAUGCUGUGUACUGCUGUGUGGCUGUUUGUCGUCAUGCCUACCGAUGGGGCACUAUUCCAGUUGUCAAACAAGCACAGAAUGAGAUCAUGCUAGACUUUCCUAUGGAGCUCAAUGUCCCCUGGUCUUAUCUCCAGAGGCACUUUGAACUGAGUGGGGAGAGCGGCAACAUGACAUCCAAUAUCUUACUUAACUUCGAUCAAUGUGGAAAAAGAUUCUACAAAGUUAAUAUUACCGAUUCAUACAAAAUCGCUACGGCCGAGGAUAUAUUCUCACGUAUCUUCUUUAACAUCGAAGUGCUAGCGUUCCCGAUAUACUACGAGAUAGCAUUGGCUACCACCGCGUUUGCAGAUCAACGGAAAAAAGGGUGUAUAAGGCACGUUAAAAACAUUGCUAAACAAAUCAAAAAGCUACUUCCUAUUUUCUUUGAUAACCUGAGAGACUCUAAAAUAGCUCAUGCUGUUUGGCUGAGCCACGUACAAGGGUUUCAGGCUUGGGGGGUUGGAAGAAUUGUGAAUGGCAAGUUUGAGAAGCAUGACGGCUUAUCAGGCAACCAGCUUCUCUUCUUCAGCACCAUCGACGCCUUUUUGGACCUCGACCGGUAUUUGUCAGAUGAGAACAUGGAACGGUAUAUCCCUGUUAACCAGCGACGGCUCUCCCUAGCAAUCAAAAACCACUCUUUCCGCCACAAGUUGGACGACGGCGAUGUAGAACUCAAGAAAUACUUUAAGAAUAUUGCCAAUUACAUGAGAAUGUUCCGUUCAGCACAUAGAUCGCGAGCAAGACCUUACUUGGAACACCCUGCGCCUGAACGCUUGAUUAUGACGGCAGGCAAGUCCGUUCUUGAGACCCCAAAGACAAAAGGUUUCGAUGAUGCCUACAAGCCACUUGAUGACAUGUUGAUGGCACAACUUCAGUUAACAGUAUGACGCUGUGAGAGGGUGUGGUGUGACGAUCCUUGUGGUGCUGACCCAUGGGAUGUGAUGAAUUCGAGUUCACCAAAGGUCGACUCCUAGCUUAUGAUCAUAUUAUU
Molecule: messenger RNA, 1577 nt
Organism: Xylaria bambusicola
Lineage: Eukaryota; Fungi; Ascomycota; Sordariomycetes; Xylariales; Xylariaceae
Exons: 4
Coding region: 100-1473 (457 amino acids)
Biological process (GO): 'de novo' NAD+ biosynthetic process from L-tryptophan
Cellular component (GO): cytoplasm
Molecular function (GO): metal ion binding; indoleamine 2,3-dioxygenase activity; heme binding
Source: RefSeq, a predicted model, not a curated record